GUCUGGGGUGGGACCCCCUUGGUGUUUCCGCUCUCUCAAUGCCCAUUCUGUGUGGGUUCCUGAUUCUCUGCGGGUUCUUUCCUGCUGAGGACAAUUCUCUUCCUGUCCCAGCCUGUGAUUGGGGGCUGAGGCCAGGGCUCUAGUGGUUUGGGCCCCAGCCUCAUGGGUGGAACGCGCCAGCCACCCCCAGGCUAGACGAGGGGGCUAAGGGUCAGGGUAGGCAUUUGCUGUGCCCCUUUUUGACCUUUGUAGGCCAGAGCUGGGUGAGGGGCUGGACAAUGGGCCUCCUCUUCCUUGAAAGAAGGAAUCUUGGUGGAGACAAUAAGGCCCUGUCUGCUCUGGCAUGGGGGGCGGUGGCUGACUCAACUUUGCAUACCCCCCACCAGGCCCUAACAAAUGUCAUCAAGAAAUGGGGGCAAUUUUCCCUUUACUGCCCUGGGCAGUCCCCACCACACCCUUCUUUCUUUCCUCAUCUGAUCUUGCCUUUUCUCCCAUGACUUGACCCCAUUUUGUUCUCUGCCAGCUCUGCCUUUUCCUGCCCCUCAGUUCUUCCCCAGUCUGUGUUGGGUUGAAGGGUGGAGGGCAAGGGCCAGGGGUGCUGCUGGUGUUUAAAGCUAGGAGUCUCUGCUGAUUUGGGGGAGUUCCAAAAAUAGGGGGCCUCCUAGGGUUGAGAAGAGACUUCUAAGGGGCCCUUUGCUUGGCUGCGGGGGUGAAGGUAGUGGGAUCUGGACCCCACUGAACUGACCAAGCUCCAGCUGUGGAGGAGGCUUGUGGGAGGGGGCAGGAAUGGGAGGGCUCUGUCUGGCCCGCCCCUCCUCUCCUUUGCAGCCCGCGCAGCCCGCGCAGCCCGCCCCCCAGUCUGAGCUGCUGCUUCUGAGGCUGGUGGCCUGAAGUCUCCAGGAGAGGGGGAAAGACAGCUGGCAGAGUCUGAAGUCAAGGAGAAACAUGGGGUCCAGGGCUGAGCUGUGCACUGUCUUAGGCGGACUCUCAUUCCUCCUGCUACUGAUGACAGGCGAGGGGGCCAAGGGUGGAUCCCUCAAAGAGAGUCAGGGGGUCUGCUCCAAGCAGACGCUGGUGGUCCCACUCCGUUACAACGAGUCCUACAGCCAACCCGUAUAUAAGCCCUACUUGACUCUGUGCUCUGGAAGGCGUGUCUGCAGCACCUACAGGACCACGUACCAUGUGGCUUGGCGGGAGGUGAGGAGGGAGGUGCAGCAGACCCACGCCGUGUGCUGCCAGGGCUGGAAAAAGCGGCAUCCCGGGGCGCUCACCUGUGAUGAAGCCAUCUGCGCCAAGCCCUGCCAGAACGGAGGCGUCUGCGUUCGGCCAGACCAGUGCGAGUGCGCCCCGGGCUGGGGUGGGAAGCACUGUCACGUGGACGUGGAUGAAUGCAGGGCUGGCGUCACUCUCUGUUCGCACGGAUGCCUCAACACAGCCGGCAGCUUCACCUGUGGCUGCCCACAGGGCCUGGUGCUGGGCCCGGACGGGCGCACUUGCGCAGAAGGGGCCCCAGAGCCCCCAACCAGUGCCAGCAUCCUCAGCGUGGCCGUUCGGGAGGCUGGACACGGUGAGCGUGCCCUGAGGCGGGAGAUUCGCGAGCUGCGAGGGCGCCUGGAGCGGCUGGAGCAGUGGGCCAGUCAGGCUGGGGCCUGGGUCCGAGCAGUGCUGCCCAUGCCCCCAGAAGAGCUGCAGCCCGAACAGGUGGCAGAGCUGUGGGGCCGAGGCGACAGGAUUGAGUCUCUCAGUGACCAGGUUCUGCUGCUGGAGGAGAGGCUGGGUGCCUGCUCCUGUGAGGACAACAGCCUGGGCCCAGGCCUCAAUCGGCGGAGCUAAGGAGCCUCUGCAGAGCCCCUGCCCCACUAAUUUAUACAGAAACUGGACCCACUAAUCCUCUGGGAUUGGCCGGCUGGGGAGCUGCAGAUAAGGCUCUCUGCCACUAAGGAGCAAUGCACAAUGGAAACUUUGGAAAGCUGAAGAAAGGAGGAAGGCGGGUUGUCUUGCCUGCCCCUGGGUCUUCCGGCUGGGGCAGCGGCCUGGAUGAGAACUGCUUUUUUAACUCCUUAACAAACGCAGCCAGAAAAGUGCCCAGAUCUCUCUCAAUCUUUAUUCUCGGUUUCUUGCUGUUAUCCAGAUAAUUAAUAAAAAUCAACCACGCAAAA
Mesoplodon densirostris (Blainville's beaked whale) is the source of this 2159-nucleotide messenger RNA. It is a transcript of the gene EGFL8, whose product is annotated as EGF like domain multiple 8. The coding region runs from base 946 to 1833 and encodes 295 amino acids. The record is from RefSeq and is a predicted model, not a curated record. Gene Ontology annotation, cellular component: cell surface; extracellular region. NCBI's taxonomy places the organism in Eukaryota, Metazoa, Chordata, Mammalia, Artiodactyla, Ziphiidae. Gene Ontology annotation, molecular function: signaling receptor binding; calcium ion binding. Gene Ontology annotation, biological process: anatomical structure development. The transcript has 9 exons.